Lentinula edodes (shiitake mushroom) is the source of this 2894-nucleotide messenger RNA. Its product is annotated as docking domain of Afi1 for Arf3 in vesicle trafficking-domain-containing protein. The transcript has 11 exons. Gene Ontology annotation, cellular component: plasma membrane. The record is from RefSeq and is a predicted model, not a curated record. Gene Ontology annotation, biological process: actin cortical patch localization. Lineage: Eukaryota; Fungi; Basidiomycota; Agaricomycetes; Agaricales; Omphalotaceae. Bases 123 to 2804 code for a protein of 893 amino acids.
CAUUAAGCCGCCAGUUAGAGAUCAACCAGAGAGACCUUCCUAUAUCACCAUCAUCUUUUUCCAAGCCUUUCUUUUCAAGCCGGGCACGUUGUAUAAUAGAGGACUAAACCGACUCGACGAUAAUGAGCAGCCCAGGCAGCGGGAAUCACUGUUCGUUUGUUCUCCUCGCCGAAUUCGAUAUCAUUGAAGGCGCACAGCUGAAAUAUCAGUUUCCUCAACCACUUGGUAUAGACGAAUCUGUGUUAGCAAUGUCUAUGCUGCCCGAUGGAGCAGAAACACAACUCGACGAUUGGACAAUAUUCUUUCUGAAUCAAACAGAUUUCAAUACAAUCGAGCCGGUGUUGGCGUUGGAAUCCGAUUCUGAUUCAUUCUUGGAAGAUCAAGCUGGAGAUCACGCUGGACAGGAGAGGAGAAAGAAGAAGAAGGAGCUGUUAUGUGUGUUAAAUCUGGUACGGACCAAACACGAUAAGACUCUGAACCGAGGAGCGAAGGUACUGGCCCUAGCCAUAUGUACGCGACAUCCGUACAUACAGAUAUUCAAGCCGGUCCUCUUAAUAGCCCUCGAUGAUUACCUCUCAAAUCCUUCACAGGAUGUUCUGGCACGGCUUUUCGACGCUGUUAAUGCGAUAGAUUUCACUGUCGCCCCUGUGCUGUCAAGAGACGAAAAAUUGGUAAUGCGGAUGAGCGAACGGAAGGAUAUCUUUGCAGAAAGACAUAAACACCUGUACACCAACUUCACUUCCUCCUUCACUCAACAUAAAAACAGUAACUCCGAUUCCAGUGUGAAUAAUCAGAGCCUACCUAUUCGUCCUCCUGUCAAAGAAGAUCCUGACUUGAAUAUUCCCGGAGAUGUGUCAUUCGGAAGCGCCGUCUGGGUAGGAGACGAAAGUGCGUUUGAUAUUUCUGGCACUACUUCCGAUAGCGAUGGUGCCACUGACGGAGCUUCGACCGUCAUUGGCUCGACCCGGCAACGCAGUUCGACUGAUGCUUCAUCAUCAUCAUCAUCAUCGCACUUACACCUUCCUCGAAUACCAAUCAGCCGCGCUGGAUCAUCCUUUGGCUCACACGAUUCAACUGUCAGUGGCACGAAGGUUGGGGGGACGUCGUCCUACAUGGGUGCCGGAAACACUAUUCAAGAUACUCAUUUCUUCAACACGACAGUGGAGUACAACGACCAUAAACUCCCAAUCAAAAUGCCAUUGUCGACUUUUCCGGAGGAAGUUGGUGAUUAUUCGCUGAUCACACUCAUACGAACGUUCUCUCAACCUACUUCAUCCACCUCGUCGUCUUCGACAGCGUUACAUUCCGCUGCGCACCCAUCACUUAUUCACCCACAUCUACAUACUUCUGGAUCCUCGACACAUCCAAUCAUCAUACUCUUCAAUGCUUUAGUAACGGGUAAGAACAUAAUAUUUCUAGGACACAAACGUCCCGCGGGUGAAGUAUCAUUAUUCGUGCUUGCUGCAUGUGCUCUGGGGAGUGGUUGCGGCGUCGUACUUCGUGGAUUUGUUGAGCGGGCUUUCCCUUAUGCGAACCUGAAUAAUAGGGAUGAGUGGGAAAGUGUACCAGCUUACAUUGCUGGCGUGACUAAUCCCAUUUUCGAGGCUACUCGCUCCUGGGAUCUCCUCUGCGACAUCAGUACAGGGACAGUGUCAGUAUCGAAAGAUAUUUGGGCCAAGUGGCCCGUUGGCGCUGGGAUGGGAAUCAGCGGUUCUGCAGGUGGAACUGGAGCUGGCCUGAUUGCACCACUCCUGACGAGGACAGGUACGCUCAAGGCUGAGGUCACAAAUGACGAGGUUCAAAGGGAUGCCGCGUCUAGUGUGAAAGGAGAAGUCAAAUACGCAGACUCAGGAGGGGUAAAUAGUGCAGAUAAUAUGUUCAUCGAGGAUAUUAAAACUGCAAUUGAAUUUCACUACGGCGAAUCUCUCGUACGAGUACGGUUCACAGAAUACGUCAUGCGAUUCGUGAGGUUGGCUUCACGAUACGAAGAGGAAACCUAUUCCCCUGACCCUACAGAAAAAGAGGGAUCGUCGAAGCCGAAAACGAAGAUUGGUUAUCCAUCAGCCCCAUUCAAAGAGGGCCAAGUUGGUGGAGGACAGCUUGGUAGUGGCUUGGUUUUCAACGAUGAAGCUUUGGGCAUCAGGGAGCUCGUAGCAAAUGCAAGUCGGAUUGAAGGAUGGAGAGCGACGAACAGCUAUCGUUAUUUUGUUGAAGACUUUGCUCAUCAUCUCGCGCACGCACCAAUUCGCAACUUCGACGUUUUCCAUCAAAUUCUUCGCCUUAAGCAUGCGAGCGGGGCGAGGAAGAUGAGUGACGCGGAAGCACAUAUGAUCAUGAAGGGUCUGGCGGAUGGGGUGAAGGGGUAUGACCAGGUCGUCGAGUUACUUUCCUACCUGACGCCACACUCUGGCGGCCUUCUUCCGCUAGCCUUUGGGCUAUUUCAUCCGCGUGAAAGUGUACGGGAUGCCACGGUCGACUUGUUUAAUCAGCUGAGGGCACAUCCUGUCGGCGUUAUUUAUCUCCAGUCUCUCAACCACUUCCAGCGAUAUGCGUACGUCCGCCUAUCUCAUGCACGGGAAGUGAAGGAAAGGAAAACGGCUGAACAGCCCCAGCACCCGAGUCAAUCGUACCAACAAUCCUACUCAAGUCAAUACUCAAGUGGACAGCAACCUCAAUUUGCUCCUGUACCAUUCGGACGGAGCCAUUCGAAUUCGAGUGCGAGCAUGAGUUUUGGAUCUCCUCUAGGGGCUGGUAUUGCUCUGCCAUCGUCGUAUGGCGAAUCCAGGCUGAAUGGGGCUUAUUGAAUAAAUUGUAGUACCUGUAACAUAUGUAGGGUGUACACGGGGACACGGGGGGUUCUCGUGUAUCUUAUCUAUAUAUAAUUUCAAAAUCAA